Patiria miniata (bat star) is the source of this 1687-nucleotide messenger RNA. RefSeq lists its product as uncharacterized. NCBI's taxonomy places the organism in Eukaryota, Metazoa, Echinodermata, Asteroidea, Valvatida, Asterinidae. Gene Ontology annotation, molecular function: nucleic acid binding. The coding region runs from base 147 to 1310 and encodes 387 amino acids. The record is from RefSeq and is a predicted model, not a curated record. The transcript is spliced from 2 exons.
GAUCAUGUUAUUACAGCCUUUAUUGCCACCGCAUCGCCACGGCAUCGUCACUCCUUGUCAUUCUCAUCCUCAUAGAAUGGUUAGUAUUGUAACCUAACCGUGAACAUAAUUUUUCCAAUUUAAACUAGCGCACUUUGUACUUGAAGAUGGAUGACAUGGAUGAACUGAUCAAGAAAUAUUUUAAACUUGGAUAUUCUCAAGUGGAAAUUGCGGCAACUUUAACGUCCCGUUAUAACAUCAAUCUGAGUGUUCGUCAGCUGCAAAGAGAACUUCAGCGCCUGGAGUUAUAUCGUCAUAAAAAUCAAACUGACAUGGCCCAAGUAAGAAGAUUUAUCGAAAGGCAACUGCAGGCAUCGGGCGAAUUACAUGGCUAUCGUUGGAUGCAUCACAAGUUAUUACAAGCAGGCAUGGUUGCCAGCAGAGAAACUGUGAGAAGGACGUUGUUGGAGCUUGACCCAGAUGGGGUAAAUCUUCGAAAGAGACGGCGAUUAGUACGUCGUCGAUAUUCUGGCCGCGGACCUAAUUUUGUGUGGCAUUUGGACGCGAUGGACAAACUGAAACCGUUCGGUAUUGGGAUCAGUGGCUGUAUCGAUGGUUUCUCCAGGAAAAUAAUUUGGCUAGAGGCAAACAGCACAACCAACGACCCUGAGUACAUCGGGGGCUUCUUCUUGAAGGCGGUGGAUAGACUUGGAGGAUGUCCCACCCUCGUCCGGAGUGAUAGGGGAACGGAAAACGGACAUGUGGGAGCAUUCCAGAGGUUUCUAAGACAUCACGACGAUGCACUUGGUGGCGAUAAGAGCUACCUAACUGGUCGAAGUACAGCGAAUCAGCGAAUAGAGUCCUGGUGGGGGCAGCUUAGAAAGCAAUGCACGGAGUUUUGGAGGACUCUUUUCCGGUGGCUGCUAGAAGAAGGCUUCUUCACAGGAGAUGUGAUGGACAAAGAACUUAUCCGAUUUGUCUUCAUGAAACACAUCCAGGGUGAUCUCGACGCAGUUGCAGAGGUGUGGGAUGGACACUUGAUCAGGAAAUCGAAGCAAGAGCAUGUGACCCAUGGACGACCGCUGCUCAUGUUCCAGCUACCUGAGGUCUAUGGAACCAGGGAUCAUCUCAAACCCGUGGAACAAGAGAGAAUUGACUUGUGCAGAGAAGAAUGCAACUUCAAGGAUCGAUUUCCAUGUGAUCGGGAGUUAUUUGAAUACUGUUGUCAAUCACUCAUUACCAACGGAUGGGAAGAUCCUAGAAAUCCUGAAGCUGCGAUGAACUUGUACAUUAACCUCAGGGAACAUGUUAGAAGAGAAAUCGGUGUUUAAAGUGCUUGUGGGAUGAAGUUGAAAGGGCUUGUGAGACAAAACAGUACGGUACCUACCCGAAGUAGCCUCAAUUGCAGUGUAUGCUAAAAUUAAACGACACGCGAAUGCUACUAUAAAGGCGAACCAUGUAUGUACUUGUACAUGUUGCCUCACACAACCAACUUGAGCCCAUUGAUUAUUAUAAAUAUAAUAGCAAAAUAAAGAAACACAAGAUCCUGCACUGAACUUUAUCUUGUGUAUAGGCCCUACAAAGGAAAGACAGUGGGUUGGCGUAGAGGUAACCCCUGGUCAUGUAGAAAUGACACUGCGAGGUUUUAGUCCAAAAUAGGACUUAGGCCUACAUCCACAGUAUAUUUUCGGCUGAGAGCUAUCGAGGU